This is a messenger RNA of Mugil cephalus (flathead mullet), 2173 nucleotides long. It is a transcript of the gene f11r.1, whose product is annotated as F11 receptor, tandem duplicate 1. Bases 231 to 1133 code for a protein of 300 amino acids. Lineage: Eukaryota; Metazoa; Chordata; Actinopteri; Mugiliformes; Mugilidae. The transcript is spliced from 10 exons. Gene Ontology annotation, cellular component: bicellular tight junction. Gene Ontology annotation, biological process: establishment of endothelial intestinal barrier; intestinal absorption; cell adhesion. The record is from RefSeq and is a predicted model, not a curated record.
GAUCGCAUAACAGGUAGUUGUUGUUACCUGUAGGGCGGCCUCCACAGGUGAGCUGACGGUUACUGCGGACCAACUCCCCGAUACGCGCAAUUAAAGAAAGACACAAAAGUUGUCCUUAGUUGUUCAUUCGACGCGAGGAGGAAUUUUGUGUGAGUUUGUUGCUUUCUUAUUUUUUCUGCGGGGGUAGAGCGUGAAAGAGGGUCUCCGUGUGGGAACAACAAGGAGCAGAUAUGAGUUACAGCGGCUUCGCCUCGGUGUUCCUGCUUUUAUGCGCAGCAGCAGGUGCAAGCGGGUUUUCAGUCACGACCUCAAAUGCAAAUGUGCAGGUGAAAGAGAAUGCAGGUGUUGAUCUGACAUGCACAUAUUCAGCAGACUUUGGCUCAGACGCCAGGGUUGAGUGGAAAUUUAGGGAUUUGAAAGGCUCACAGACAUAUGUGGUUUUUGAUGGGAAACCAACUGAGCCGUAUUCCAGCCGUGUGACACUGUAUGGUGGCAGUAAUCUGAGAUUUUCCAAGGUGACUCGCAAGGACACUGGAGUGUACGACUGUGAGGUGUCGAGCACUAAUAGCCAAUUUGGGGAAGCCUCUGUGAAGCUGACUGUUCUGGUGCCACCUUCUCCACCACUGUGUAGGGUCCCUACUUCAGUGACGACAGGCAAAACAGCUGUUCUGUCCUGCAGUGAUCCCGAUGCUUCACCUCCUCCCAAAUACAAGUGGUACAAAGAUGGCGUCCUUCUGCCCAGUGAACCUAGCAAGAUUGCUGGCUUCCAAAAUGCCACCUACAGACUAAACCCAGACAAUGGCAACCUGGAGUUUGAUUCUGCAACCAAGAUGGACACAGGUGUGUACUACUGUGAGGCAACCAAUUCUGCAGGUCCUCCUCAGAGCUGCAAAUCUCUGAGAAUGGAAGUCCGUGACCUAAACACUGGAGGAAUUGUUGCUGCAGUGAUAAUAGUUCUGCUGAUUCUUGCCUUACUGGCAGUUGGCAUUUGGUAUGCCAACAAGAAGGGAUACCUGCCCAAGAAGAGUGAAAGCAAAUCAAAGUCCAAUGCGGUCUACCAACCCCCUUCACUGUAUGGUGGUGGUGACGAUGAAGAUGGGGAUUUCAAACAGAAGUCGUCGUUUGUGGUAUAGUCUGCAAUCAAGAGUCACACCAGCGACCUCUUUGCUUCUUAAUAUGUCUCAGUGUGUGGUUUUUCCGGAAUUUUUAAGUAGCAGGUUUAAUAGAGAUACACCUACACCUCCUGUGUACAUUGUACGUUUUCUGUGAAAUGAGAUUACUUUUGACCAAUAUUACCUUCAAAUAUUUCUUUUGCAUAUGAUUGAGCGCAUUGUUGCUGUGUGCUUUUCAUCUUCCAUCUCUACUAAACUGGAGCAGUUUUUUCUGUUAAAUCAUUAUCUUCAUAUAAACAGCUCUUAACAGUGUUUGUUGCUCAGUUGAGGUUCAUAGCUGAGUGUCACUGAGAGGUGUUGUCCUUUUUUUUUUUAAAGGCAAAUUUAUUGUAAUGUGCAAGAUUCUUUUUCUGUCAGUGUGUCUUUUUCUUGUAAAUAACUUGACUGUUUUUACAUUUGUAGUUUAGAUCAAUUUGUUGGUUUGUAGCGGUUGACCCUGAGCUUUCUGAUAUUAGCUAGAAACUCUGAGUUUAAUCUUUGGGGUCAAUUAUGGAGGCUGUUGGAAUGACAUUGAUAUUUUAGUUUUCAUUCCUUUGAAUCGUUUAACUUCUAACUAUUUUUAAUCGGCUAGUGUUUUCCGAGACAUGAACUUCCAGAUGAAGAUGUCAGCUGCGAUGCUGCACAUCUUAGUGAAUUGGAUAUCUUUGUAAGUCAAGGCAAGUUUUUGCUGUCUUGCUAAUAAGGCGUCAUGUGUGGUCUAAACAUAAUUGAUUACACACAAGUACCCCAUGACAUGAUUCGAAAUUUUUCUUAAAUCGUUUACCUACCACUAAAAGGCCUUAGUUUUGGUUCAGUUGUUUUCCUUGAUGUCUACAAAUACUCGCGUCAUGUGCUGAAAAUGGUUUCAUAAAGACAGAACAUGCAUAUCAUGACAUUAUAAUGACUAUCGGGUUCAAUAUUUAAAUUAUUCAAUUUUUUUACAUUAUAUUUUCCUUUGUAUACAUUUUUGAGCUGAUGAAUGUAAUGUUGUGUAUAUAUAAUAAAAAAAAGUUGUUAAAUGA